GGUAUAGUGUGCAUAAAAUAUAUAAUUGAAAUUUGUGUUCUACGAGCUAAAGUGCCGAUCUGGAAAAAAAAUUAUUUUUUCUAAAGCGUACCCUACGUUUAGACAAUAACGCUACGAAUAAAUGGGGUGUAGAAUAGACGAUGUUAGUUAUGUUUUUUGUAUCGCGUUGAUUAUAGACAUGGCAUAAACACAUACGAAGUAUAGAUCAGACAUUUCAUGUUACGAGAUUUGGUGUUAUCCGAACUGAAAUAUCGACUUCGUAAAACAUCAGAGAGUUUCGAGCGACCUCUUCGUUUAAGGAAUAAUGGACUUGAAAACUUUACCCAACUCUACCACCGAAAUCGUUAAAAUUAGUAAACGUGUCCCCCUCUUCGCAGAUGAGUCGCAAGGAAGCAUUAUCCCAAUUUAUUCAACAGAUUCAUGGCCGUCCCGUUGUUGUGAAGUUAAAUAGCGGAAUAGAUUAUAGAGGUGUUUUAGCAUGUCUCGAUGGUUACAUGAAUAUAGCACUUGAACAAACGGAAGAAUAUGUGAAUGGUCAAUUAAAAGACAAAUAUGGUGAUGCUUUUAUACGUGGUAAUAAUGUAUUAUAUAUUAGCACACAAAAACGUAAAACUUGA
Molecule: messenger RNA, 617 nt
Organism: Colletes gigas
Lineage: Eukaryota; Metazoa; Arthropoda; Insecta; Hymenoptera; Colletidae
Product: U6 snRNA-associated Sm-like protein LSm6
Exons: 3
Coding region: 378-617 (79 amino acids)
Biological process (GO): mRNA splicing, via spliceosome; maturation of SSU-rRNA
Cellular component (GO): U6 snRNP; sno(s)RNA-containing ribonucleoprotein complex; U4/U6 x U5 tri-snRNP complex
Molecular function (GO): RNA binding
Source: RefSeq, a predicted model, not a curated record